Penaeus indicus is the source of this 3451-nucleotide messenger RNA. RefSeq names its product ATP-binding cassette sub-family F member 1-like. Gene Ontology annotation, molecular function: ATP hydrolysis activity; ATP binding. The transcript has 9 exons. Bases 119 to 3175 code for a protein of 1018 amino acids. The record is from RefSeq and is a predicted model, not a curated record. Lineage: Eukaryota; Metazoa; Arthropoda; Malacostraca; Decapoda; Penaeidae.
GCCAGUGUUGUCCCACAUGUAGAAAGUGUCUCGGCCUCUCGAUCGCGCCCAAAACACCGCAUAUUUCACCCUUUUUGCGCCCCUUUUCACCCUUUUGAGACCCCAGCCGGGAGGUAGGAUGGCGCCCAAGAAAGGUAAGAAGGGAAAGAACAAGGAUGAUUGGGAGACAGACGAAGAGAAGGAGAAGAAAAUGACGAAAGUAGGGGCGGGGAGCGAGGACGAAGAGGAGGACAAGAAGAAGAAGAAUAAGAAGAAAAAGGGAAAGGGGAAGAACGAAGCGAGCGAUGACGAGGAACGGGCGGUGAAUGACACACAGAUGGAUGACGACGGAGGCAAGAACAAAAGCAAGAAGAAGAAAAAGGGUAGAAACAGAGGAGACACCGAUGACGAAGAGGAGGAAGAGCAGACCAAGAAGAAAGACCAGAAGAACGACAACAAGAAGAAAAACAAGAGCAAGAAGAAGGGCAAAGGGAAGGGAGACUGGAGCGACGACGACAGCGACGUCGAGGACAAGCCAAAAAGCAAGAAAGGAGGAAUAGAGGAAGACAGCGAUAAGGAGGACAAACCAGCGAAAACGGGGGCGAAGCAACAGCAGAAGAAGGAGAAGAAGAAAGGGAAGAAAGGCAAAAAGGACGAUGGGUGGUCGGACGACGACGAGGAGGAGAGGAAGCUGGCCGAGAGGAUGAUGGGGCUCGGCGUGGGGGGGGAGGAGGAGAGCGAGGGGGAGGAGGGAGACGAGAUGAUGGCGAUGAUGAAGGCGAAGAUGGGGAAGAAGCAGCAGAAGAAGAAGGAGAAGAAGAAGAAGUUCGAGGAGGAGGAAGAGGAAGAGGAGGACAUGUCGGAUGAGGAAGAAGACGAGGAGGAGGAGGAGGUGGUAGUAAAGAAGGUGGAUAAGAACAAGAAGAAACAGCAGAAGAAGAACGAGAAGGUGAAGAACAAGUUUGCGAUGUUGGAAGACGACGAUGACGAGGACAUGGAAGACGACGAUGAGGAGGAGGAAGCGGAGAAGAAGAAGAAGGAAGAGGAGGAGAAGAAGAAGAAGGAAGAGGAAGAAAAGAAGAAGGAGGAGGAAGAAAAGAAGAAGAAGGAAGAGGAAGAGAAAAAGAAGAAGGAAGAGGAAGAGAAAAAGAAGGAAGUUGAAGAGAAGAAGAAGAAGGAAACGGAAGAGAAAGAGAAAAAGAGAGCAGAUGAGGAAAGAAAGAAGAAGGAAGAAGAGGAAAAGGCAAAGAAGGAAGAGCAGGAGAAGGAGAAAAUGGAAGAUGAAGAAGAUGAAGAGGCAGAAGAGGAGGAGGAAACAGAGGAAGAGAAGCUAAAGAGGAAAAAAAAAGAAGAGAAGGAGGCCCUGUCGAAGCUCUCGCACAAGGAGCGCAAGAAGAUGAAGCAGCAGUUGGAGUACCAGCGGCAGAUGGAGGCCAUGCUGAAGAAGGGCGGCCACGGCACCUCCUCCCUCGACGACACCUUCUCCGUGUCGCAGGCGCAGAAGUCCGAGAAGCAGCUGAGCCAGUUGGAGGGCGCGGUUGAUAUUAAGAUCGACAGCUUCAACAUCUCGGCCAAGGGUAAACCGCUGUUCACGAAUGCCUCCCUACUCAUCGCCAAUGGAAGGAGAUACGGCUUAGUCGGUCCUAAUGGACACGGCAAGACCACCCUCCUGCGUCACAUCCAGUCCAGAGUGCUCAGCAUUCCUCCGAACAUCGACGUUCUCUACUGCGAACAGGAAGUCAUUGCCGACGACACACCAGCCAUUGACGUGGUUCUCCAAGCGGACAAGAAGCGCCUGGACCUCCUCAAGCUCAGGGACCAGCUCGAGGCCGACGCGAUGAAGGGCAAAAACGUGGACACGCAAGAUCUCGAGGAGGUUUACAGUGAGCUCAAGGCCAUCGAUGCCGAUAAGGCCGAACCCAAGGCCAGGAGAAUCUUAGCUGGUCUGGGCUUCACGCGAGAAAUGCAGGGACGUCCCACCAAGAAUUUCUCUGGAGGCUGGCGUAUGAGGGUGUCUCUGGCCAGGGCCCUCUUCAUUGAACCCACGCUGCUCAUGCUUGACGAACCUACCAACCACUUGGAUCUCAAUGCUGUCAUCUGGCUUGAUAACUACCUGCAGGGAUGGAAGAAGACGCUCUUGGUAGUUUCUCACGACCAGUCUUUCCUCGACAAUGUGUGCACAGACAUUAUUCACUUAGAUCAAUGUAAACUUCAUUACUAUAAGGGAAACUAUUCUAUGUUUAAGAAGAUGUUGGUGCAAAAGAGAAGAGAGCAACUGAAGGCCUAUGAGAAGCAAGAGAAGAGAAUUAAGGAGAUGAAGUCUUCGGGAGCCACAAAGAAACAAGCCGAAAAGAAGUCGAAGGAGGCGCUGACUCGAAAGCAGGAGAAGAACCGCGCCAAGAGCAAGAAGAACGACGACGAAGACGGCCCCACCGAGCUGCUCGAGAAGCCGCAGGAGUACAUAGUGAAAUUCAAAUUCCCGGAGCCGCCCCCCCUGCAGCCUCCGAUCCUCGGACUUUAUAAUGUUAGCUUUUGGUACCCCGGCCACAAGCCCCUGUUCAAGGAAGUCGACUUCGGUAUCGACAUGGACAGCAGAGUGGCCAUCGUCGGCCCCAACGGCGUGGGUAAGUCCACGUUCCUGAAGCUGCUGGUGAACGACCUAACCCCCUUGGAGGGCGAAGUGCGCAAGAACCACCGCCUCAAGAUCGGCCGCUACGACCAGCACUCCGGCGAGCACCUGACGGCCGAGGAGUCGCCGUCCGAGUACCUCAUGCGGCUGUUUAACCUGCAGUACGAGAAGGCGAGGAAAGCCCUGGGCACGUUCGGGCUGGCGUCCCACGCGCACACCAUCAAGAACAAGGACCUGUCCGGAGGGCAGAAGGCGCGCGUGGCCCUGGCGGAGCUCUGCCUAUCCUCGCCCGACGUCCUCAUCCUCGACGAGCCCACCAACAACCUCGACAUCGAGAGCAUCGACGCCCUCGCCGAGGCCAUCUCCGAGUUCCAGGGCGGCGUGAUCAUCGUGUCCCACGACGAGCGCCUCAUCCGCGACACGGACUGCACGCUCUGGGUCAUCGAGGAGCAGACCAUCAACGAGAUCGACGGCGGCUUCGACGACUACCGCAAGGAGCUGCUGGAGGAGCUGGGCGAGGAGAUCAACAACCCCAGCAUCUCCGCCCACAACGCAGCCGAUUUAUAAGCGCGGCGUCUGAGCUAUGCGACCAAGGGCUUUCUUAGGUUUUUCUCUUUAUUCGGAGGACGAGGUGAUCCGUGAACGUGGCGGCGGUAUUAUAUAUAUAUUAUUUUUCUCAGAGAGGUGUUACUUUUUUUCGAAGAUGUAACGCAUUUCCAGUGACACGCAUGCUAUUCCUGUAAUUAAAACCUGCAUGGGAAUAGGUGAAUACAUCACAUUAUAUUAUUAUGUAUCUUGUAUUCUAUAAACGAUCGAAACUGAAAUAAAAUAUCUUGCUUUUUA